UAAUUAACCUUAUGUCUGCUUAUUUAUUACAGUAAAUUUAAUUAAAUUUUUUAUUCAUCUCAAAACUGUUAAUUAUGUAUUGUUAAAUAGCUAUAGUUAAAAAGAACGAUCAAUGUUAGAUAUCAAAUUUACUAUUAAAUUUAAUAAUUUUCUAGAAAUUCAAUAUUAAUGAAAAGAAAUAUUGUAAUUUAUGGUUUUUAGUUUGCAAAAUACAAACGCCGUGUAAGACGACGAAAUCCACUUGAAGAUCAUGAUCCUAAUUCACAGGACAGUGGUUCUCUUACUGCUCAUGCAGAUGAUUCUAGAUCAGUGUCGACAUUAUCUGAUAUGCGAUCUGAGAGCAAUACAUCAUAUACAGCUGUUUCAGAUGAUGAAUUCUUAGACAUUGCUGUAUCCCCAACAAGAUCGUCUCCAGAUUCACUUCUACUUGGAUUCAGUACAUUAAUAGAAGGAGAUACUAUUAGCCAGACAUCAAUUAUUCUUAAAAGAAAAAUUACAAAAUAUUCUUCAGAUACUCCUCGCAAGACUGAUUUAUUGUUUGGUGAUAUUAAAAAUAAUGAAGCAGUUGUGAGAAAAAGAAAGUUAACACGUGAUCUAGAAUCAACCCCUGAAACUAAUGUAUUAUUAAAGAAAACUAGACCUAGUAUAAGUCUUUCUAUGUCAUUUAAUUCUCCAUGACUUGAUUAUAUAAACAGUCUUUUAACUGCCCCUGUAUCUCAGGGAAAGUGUACUUUAUUUGAUUAUUUUCUACUAGUGAAGCUUCUAUUAAUGCUGCUUUUGAAAAAGGUAGAAAAUAAAGAAGAUUACUUUUUAAAAUUAUUUAUUCAUUUUUAAUACUCAUUAUAAAUA
Molecule: messenger RNA, 849 nt
Organism: Daktulosphaira vitifoliae (grape phylloxera)
Lineage: Eukaryota; Metazoa; Arthropoda; Insecta; Hemiptera; Phylloxeridae
Exons: 3
Coding region: 328-678 (116 amino acids)
Source: RefSeq, a predicted model, not a curated record